UCAAGUAACUAAGGUCCAUUUCAACAGUUUCAUGGAUUUCUCAAACUAGAUAUGUUUAGGUUGUUCCAUGCGACAAUAAAAACUUGCAUGCUCCUACGACAUUCACCAAAGCCUCUAACGUUGUUGUUCCCUCUCUUUUUACAUUCUUCUCCUCCAACUCCUACAUAUUGUUCACUUCUCUCCCAACCCUCUCUUCAAUUCCAUCCCUUUUCCACACACCCUUAUCACCCUUUUCUAUCUACUUUACUUCUUGCUUUGAAAUCUUCAUCCUCUGUCUCCUUCUGCAGAAUCAUUCAUGCCCAUGUGAUCAAGUCUCUUGAUUACCGUGAUGGAUUCAUAGGUGAUCAAUUGGUGUCCCGUUACCUCAAAAUGGGGGCCACCCAAGAUGCACAUUUGCUGUUUGAUGAAAUGCCUGACAAGGAUUUUGUCUCGUGGAAUUCUUUGGUUUCUUGGUUUUCCAAAAGUGGACAGCUUGGUUACUGCUUGAGUGUGUUUUGUAAGAUGAAAUCUGAUUCAGAGUUGAAGUUGAACGAUCUUGGUUUUAUAUCUGUUAUCUCGGCUUGUGUAUAUGAGAAAGCGUGUCGCGAAGGGUACUAUGUUCAUUGUUGUGCAGUGAAAUUUGGUAUGGUGUUUGAGGUGAAGGUUGUUAAUGCUCUUAUUAAUAUGUAUGGGAAGUUUGGUUUUGUUGAAUCUUCUUUCAAAUUGUUUUGGGAAAUGCCGGAGAGUGAAAAGAGUGUGGUGUCUUGGAAUUCAAUUGUUGCUGUUUGUGCCCAAAAUGGAAUGCCUAAUGAGGCUUUUCAUUGUUUUGAUAUGAUGAAGGUUAAUAGAUUUUUUCCUGAUGAAGCCACAAUGGUGAGUUUGCUUCAAGCCUGUGAAAAUUUGCCUUUGGGAAGAUUGGUGGAAGGUUUACAUGGUGUAAUUUUUACCUGUGGUCUUGACGAAAAUAUAACAAUUAUGACUACCCUUUUGAACUUAUAUUCAAAGUUGGGGAGAUUGAGUGAUUCUCGUAAGGUAUUUGGAGAGAUACAAAAGCCUGAUAAAGUGACAUGGACUGCAAUGCUUGCUGGCUAUGCGAUGCACGGGCGUGGGAAAGAAGCAAUCGAGUUUUUCGAAAGAAUUGUAAGUCAAGAAGGCAUGGAGCCUGAUCAUGUAACUUUCACACAUUUGUUAAGUGCGUGUAGCCAUUCAGGGCUUGUCAAAGAAGGAAAAUACUAUUUCCAAGUUAUGUAUGAUGUUUACAAAGUUCAACCACGAAUGGAUCAUUAUUCUUGUAUGGUUGAUCUUCUCGGUCGUUGCGGUCUACUCAAUGAUGCUCAUGAGUUAAUUAAGAACAUGCCAUUAGAGCCAAAUUCUGGAGUUUGGGGUGCCCUUCUUGGUGCUUGUAGGGUUCGUGGAAACAUUGAUCUAGGGAAGGAAUCUGCAGAAAAAUUGAUUGCAUUAGAUCCUUCAGACCCUAGAAACUAUAUUAUGCUGUCCAACAUGUAUUCUGCUGCAGGCUUGUGGAGUGAUGCAUCAAAAGUGAGGAGUUUAAUGAAGACUAAUGUUCUUACUAGAAAUCCCGGAUGCAGUUUUAUUGAACAUGGGAAUAAAAUCCACCGUUUUGUUGUCGACGAUUACACCCACCCGGAUUCACAUAGAAUACACAAAAAGUUGGAAGAGGUUAUGAGAAAAAUUCGAGAGGUUGGCUUUGUGUCUGAAACAGAAUCGAUUCUCCAUGAUGUUGAUGAGGAAGUGAAAAUAGAUAUGAUCGCCAAACAUAGUGAGAAGAUUGCUCUUGCAUAUGGACUUUUGGUUAGUAGUGCAGAUAUGCCGAUAGUUAUAAUGAAAAAUUUAAGAAUAUGCCGUGAUUGUCACAAUACUGCAAAAUUUGUCUCGAUGGUUGAGAAGCAGACUAUCAUUAUCCGAGAUACAAAGCGAUUUCACCAGUUCUCAGAUGGGCUGUGUUCAUGUGGUGAUUACUGGUAGUGUUUAUAAUUAGAGAAAGAGUUUAGAGAAAACUGAAUGUAUAAUUCUGAAACAAGAGUCCACAAAUUACCACAGGUGAAGUCUUUUUAUAGACUCGAUACUUACACAUUAGUUAAAAUAAUCCUAACUCCCGAAUGAUGAUCGACCAUUUUGAUAGUCUCGGAGCUGAGCAAGUGUUCUAGGAUGUGAAACUUUGGUUAGAACACCAGCUUCUUGAUCUUGAGCAUGUAUGUUGCAUACUUUAAGAAGUGUGGAGGGAACCAUUUUUCCUAGCAAAGAAGAGAUCAAACUUCAUACAUUUGGUCAUGUGGAGCCAAAAACAUGGAGUUCAUGAAGGAGAGAGCUUACCCACCAAAGUGAUUUAGCUGCAGUUAGAGUCAAGCUGCAAUAUUCAAUCUCAGUGCUAGAACAAGCAACCAAGGAUUGUUUCUUAGAACGCUAAGAAGAUAUAUCUUGUCGACUGAUUGGCCAACAUGCAUUUCCAAAGGCAUGUAAUGCUAAGGAGGUUGCAAGAAAAUGUAGGAUUGGUAGAUAUAUAGUACCUCUAAGUGCCUGUUAAGACAGAUUUAAAAUUUUUAAAUAUAAUAUAUUUAUCUUUUUGAUAAGUUUUAUUAUUUAUUCAAUAAUUAAUUUCAUGUAUAAAGUGAUAUUUUGAUCAUUUAUAUAUAUUAUCAUAUUUUAAGUA
Molecule: messenger RNA, 2650 nt
Organism: Lathyrus oleraceus (garden pea)
Lineage: Eukaryota; Viridiplantae; Streptophyta; Magnoliopsida; Fabales; Fabaceae
Product: pentatricopeptide repeat-containing protein At5g40410, mitochondrial
Exons: 1
Coding region: 52-1965 (637 amino acids)
Biological process (GO): RNA modification
Cellular component (GO): intracellular membrane-bounded organelle
Molecular function (GO): zinc ion binding; protein binding; RNA binding
Source: RefSeq, a predicted model, not a curated record